This is a messenger RNA of Peromyscus californicus insignis, 1916 nucleotides long. Its product is annotated as apolipoprotein L3-like. Gene Ontology annotation, biological process: lipoprotein metabolic process; lipid transport. The record is from RefSeq and is a predicted model, not a curated record. Lineage: Eukaryota; Metazoa; Chordata; Mammalia; Rodentia; Cricetidae. The transcript is spliced from 5 exons. The coding region runs from base 1 to 1101 and encodes 366 amino acids. Gene Ontology annotation, molecular function: lipid binding. Gene Ontology annotation, cellular component: membrane; extracellular region.
AUGGGCUCCCCAGAGAGAAAAGGCUUCAUUGGGUCUGUGGUUGAGUACCUCUGGGACACAAGGAGCAAGGAGUAUCUGCAGCUCCAGCUGACUGAAGUGGUAGAGUGGCAACACUUCUCAGUUUCAGGAGUUGAUCUGUCCUGUUACAGGGAAAAGGAAAUUUCCUUGCAUGAUGCUCUUGGCGAGAGGGUUGGAGAUCCUGAUGGAGAAGAAGAAGAAGAAGAAGAAGAAGAAGAAGAAGAAGAAGAAGAAGAAGAAGAAGAAGAAGGAGGAGGAGGAGGAGGAGGAGGAGGAGGAGGAGGAGGAGGAGGAGGAGAAGAAGAAGAAGAAGAAGAUGAGAAGAAAAGGUUUUUGGCAGUUUAUCCUCAGGUGAAACUGGAGCUUGAGCAGCAGAUCAGGAAGCUGCACGCCCUUGCAGACAAGAUUGACAAGGUGCACAAGGACUGCACCAUCUCACAAGUGGUGGCCAGCUCCACUAGUGCUGUGUCCGGAGUCCUGACGAUCCUUGGUCUCGCUCUGGCACCGGUGACAGCAGGACUCAGUCUGGGACUUUCAGUCACAGGCUUGGGGCUGGGGGCGGCAGCAACAGUGACUAGUGUUUCUACAACCAUUGUAGAAAAGGUUAGCACAGCGUCAAUGGAAGCUAAAGCCAGCCAGCUGGUGACAACCAGCAAGAAAAAAGAAAAGGCCACUAAAGAAGUUUUGGAGAAGGGUACAUCCAGGCUUGUUUCCUUAUGUGAGAAUUCUUUCAUUAACCUGAAAGUCAUCACGAAGAGCGUCAAGCAGGUCAAAACUAACUCUCACCUAGGAACUAGUACAAAGCAUGUGAGCACCAUAGGGAGGGUGUCAUCCCAAAACACUAGACAGGUAGAGAAAGCAAUUGAAGGCACUGCUCUGGCAAUGUCCAAAGGAGCCCAGAUCACAGGUGCAGCCGCUGCAGGUCUCUUUCUGGUGCUGGAUGUGGUCAGCCUUGUGCAAGACUCAAAGCAUUUGCACAAGGGUGCUAAGGCAGAGUCUGCGGCAAAGCUGCGGCAGCAGGCUCAGGACCUGGAGCAGAACUUGAAGGACCUCAUCCAGUUUCAUGCCAUCCUGACAAAGUGACCUCUUCUUCAGUGCAGCUCAGAGGACUGGGGAAUGGGGAUGCUCUAGAUAGACACCUGAUAGCCCCUGACUGUAUCCCCUCUACAGCAAUGUCACCAUGGUGGAAGUGCCUGCUAGAGGUGGAGGCCACAAUAAGAGAAAGGAAGCCAGAACACAGAUGGGACAGGCUUGGGACCUUCCACUAGAUUGCACCUCUUAGAUGCAACAACCUACCAAUAUCCCACAUGAGAACCAAGCUCCCAAGCUGCGGAGCACAUCCAAGGCUUGACUGAGCCACAGCAUGGCUGCUCCUCAGUCCUGCCCACCACACUGCUCCUAGCUGAGGCUCACCAUCCUCACUGUCCUCUGAGCUGCCAACUUUCAUACUGCUUUCUGAUUGGUUACAUAGAGACCUUCUCCUCCUUUCUUACUUCUACCUAAUUCUGUAUUUUUCCAAGUAUUUCCAAAUCUUACAAUCAGACUCUGGAUGGGAACUCCAUUUCUUUGUUCAUGAUUUGGUCAUGUGGAGUGAUGGGUCUUUUGGUGAAAUGUUCAGAGAGUAGAAAGGAAAGGAUGCUGGGAAUAUCAUCUGCAUAGUCAUCACAGGUUCUUGGUCCUAGUGCCAGCUGUGGAUCCUACAAGGAAGGAAAGAUGACAGGGUAUGGCUGGUCAGUUCUGCUCUCUGCAACCAGAUUCUGGGGAAAUCACAAGGUUUAAUUCCUAUUGACUUUUAAAAUCUGCUGAGAUUGGAUGAGAUCUGCUGAGAUGCACGUGAAGGGCUACACUUGCUCCAUAGUAUUUGAAGAGUAAACUUGUGAACACUGACCUGGUCAUGC